Messenger RNA from Tremella mesenterica DSM 1558, 771 nucleotides. RefSeq lists its product as uncharacterized. Gene Ontology annotation, molecular function: aldehyde-lyase activity. The record is from RefSeq and is a predicted model, not a curated record. Bases 1 to 771 code for a protein of 256 amino acids. NCBI's taxonomy places the organism in Eukaryota, Fungi, Basidiomycota, Tremellomycetes, Tremellales, Tremellaceae. Gene Ontology annotation, cellular component: cytoplasm. The transcript is spliced from 5 exons.
AUGACGUCCAAACCGACACUGAAACUUCGUCAAAAGCUCCAGGCGGGCGAAACGACCUUCGGGACGUUCUUGAUGCUUCCUAGUCUCCGGACAGCACAAACUGUAGGGGGUGUGGGCUUGGAUGCUGUGGUGGUGGAUUGCGAGCAUGGUGCUAUUGGUGAUUCCGACAUGCACGUUUCCGUUGCGGCCAUAGCGUCUAUGGGAUGUUCUCCCAUUGUCCGGAUUCGUGGUCCAGAAGGACCUUUGAUCAAGCGUGCUCUGGAUACCGGUGCUCAUGGAAUCAUGGUACCUCAAAUCAACACUGCUGAAGAAGCCGCAUCAGUUGUUAAACUAUCUAAAUUCCCUCCAUUGGGUUUACGAGGACAAGGAUCACCUUUUUCCGCUGCGGCACAUGGUUUAACCACUCCUGAAUAUCUCAAAUCGGCCAAUGAUACGCUGAUCACUAUGAUACAAAUAGAGACUUUGGAGGGGUUGAAGAAUGUGAAAGAAAUCGCUGCUGUUCCAGGUGUUGAUAUGAUCUUCAUAGGACCCAAUGACUUAGCUUUCUGUCUUUUAGGUUACACACCAGCCACAAACGAACCUAAAUUCGUUCAAGCUAUCGAUACCAUCAUCUCUGCCGCUCGUGAAGCUGGUAAAUUGACUGGAAUAUUGGUUAAUACUGGUGAACAAGCAAAAGAGGCGAAAAAGAAAUUCGAUUUCGUUAUGAUUGGUGGUGAUGUUAAAUCUAUGGUAUUUUGGUUUGGGGAUCAAUUGAAAGCUGCUAGAUCUUGA